GUCGCCCGUCAUCUCUCGGGCCGGGCUACAGGUCUCCGCUCGCUUCCAGUCAGGGGUCGACAGCUGCAGGCGUUAGUCUCCCUUAAGAUGGCGGACGAGGAGACCGACGGUGAGGAGAGGAUGGAAGUCAGCACCGAGGUGCCCCAGACCCCUCAGCGGCUGGCAUCCUGGUGGGAUCAACAAGUUGAUUUUUAUACUGCUUUCCUGCAUCAUUUAGCACAAUUGGUGCCAGAAAUUUAUUUUGCUGAGAUGGACCCAGACUUGGAAAAGCAAGAAGAGAAUGUGCAAAUGUCAAUAUUCACUCCACUAGAAUGGUACUUAUUUGGAGAAGAUCCAGAUAUUUGUUUAGAGAAAUUAAAGCAUAGCGGCGCAUUCCAACUCUGUGGGAAGGUUUUCAAAAGUGGAGAGACAACAUAUUCUUGUAGGGACUGUGCAAUUGAUCCAACAUGUGUACUGUGUAUGGACUGCUUCCAGAAUAGUGUUCAUAAAAAUCAUCGAUACAAGAUGCAUACUUCUACUGGAGGAGGGUUUUGUGACUGUGGAGACACAGAGGCGUGGAAAACUGGCCCUUUUUGCUUAAGUCAUGAGCCUGGAAGAGCAAGUAUUACAAAAGAGAAUCCACGUUGUCCAUUGAAUGAAGAGGUAAUUGCUCAAGCCAGGAAAAUAUUCCCUUCAGUGAUAAAAUACAUUGUAGAAAUGACUAUAUGGGAAGAAGAAAAGGAAUUGCCUCCUGAACUGCAGAUAAGGGAGAAAAAUGAAAGAUACUACUGUGUCCUUUUCAAUGAUGAGCAUCAUUCCUAUGACCAUGUCAUAUACAGUCUACAAAGAGCUCUUGACUGUGAACUUGCGGAGGCCCAGUUGCACACCACUGCCAUAGACAAAGAGGGUCGUCGGGCAGUUAAAGCAGGUGCUUAUGCCUCUUGCCAAGAAGCAAAGGAAGACAUAAAGAGUCACUCAGAAAAUGUCUCUCAACAUCCGCUUCACGUAGAAGUAUUACACUCUGAGGUUAUGGCUCAUCAGAAAUUUGCUUUGCGUCUUGGUUCCUGGAUGAACAAAAUUAUGAGCUAUUCAAGUGAAUUUAGGCAGAUCUUUUGCCAUGCCUGCCUUAGAGAAGAACAUGGCUCUGAGAAUCCCUGUCUCAUAAGCAGGUUAAUGCUCUGGGAUGCAAAGCUUUAUAAAGGUGCCCGGAAGAUCCUUCAUGAAUUGAUCUUCAGCAGUUUUUUUAUGGAGAUGGAAUACAAAAAACUCUUUGCCAUGGAAUUUGUGAAGUAUUAUAAGCAACUGCAGAAGGAGUACAUCAGUGAUGAUCAUGACAGGAGUAUCUCUAUAACUGCACUGUCAGUUCAGAUGUUUACUGUUCCUACUCUGGCUCGACAUCUUAUUGAAGAACAGAAUGUUAUUUCUGUCAUUACUGAAACUCUGCUGGAAGUUUUACCUGAAUACUUGGACAGGAACAAUAAAUUCAACUUCCAGGGUUAUAGCCAAGACAAACUGGGAAGAGUAUAUGCAGUAAUAUGUGACCUAAAGUAUAUCCUGAUCAGCAAACCCACAAUAUGGACAGAAAAAUUAAGAAUGCAGUUCCUGGAAGGAUUUCGAUCUUUUUUGAAGAUUCUUACCUGUAUGCAGGGAAUGGAAGAAAUCAGACGACAGAUCGGGCAGCACAUAGAAGUGGACCCUGACUGGGAGGCUGCUAUUGCUAUACAGAUGCAAUUAAAGAACAUUUUACUCAUGUUUCAGGAGUGGUGUGCUUGUGAUGAAGAACUCUUACUAGUGGCUUAUAAGGAAUGCCACAAAGCUGUGAUGAGGUGCAGUACAAAUUUCUUAUCUAGCAGCAAGACAGUAGUACAAUUGUGUGGUCAUACUCUGGAAACCAAGUCCUACAGAGUGUCUGAGGAUCUUGUGAGCAUACAUCUGCCACUUUCUAGGACUCUUGCUGGUCUUCAUGUGCGCUUAAGCCGGCUAGGUGCUGUUUCAAGACUGCAUGAAUUUGUGCCUUUUGAGGACUUUCAAGUAGAGAUACUAGUGGAAUAUCCUCUGCGUUGUCUGGUGUUGGUCGCCCAAGUUGUUGCUGAGAUGUGGCGAAGAAAUGGACUCUCCCUCAUUAGCCAGGUGUUUUAUUACCAAGAUGUUAAGUGCAGAGAAGAAAUGUAUGAUAAAGAUAUCAUCAUGCUUCAGAUUGGAGCAUCUUUAAUGGAUCCCAACAAGUUUUUAUUACUUAUACUUCAGAGGUAUGAACUUGCUGAUGCUUUUACCAAGACUAUUUCCACAAAAGACCAGGAUUUGAUUAAGCAGUAUAAUACUUUAAUAGAAGAAAUGCUUCAGGUCCUCAUCUACAUUGUGGGAGAGCGUUAUGUACCUGGAGUGGGAAAUGUGACCAAAGAAGAGGUCACAAUGAGGGAGAUUACUCACUUGCUGUGCAUUGAACCAAUGCCACACAGUGCUAUUGCGAAGAACUUACCUGAGAAUGAAAAUAAUGAAACUGGCUUGGAGAAUGUGAUAAACAAAGUGGCCAUAUUUAAAAAACCAGGCGUAUCAGGCCAUGGAGUUUAUGAACUGAAAGAAGAAUCAUUGAAAGACUUCAACAUGUACUUUUAUCAUUACUCCAAAACACAACAUAGCAAGGCCGAGCACAUGCAGAAGAAAAGGAGAAAACAAGAAAAUAAAGAUGAAGCACUGCCCCCACCACCACCUCCUGAGUUCUGCCCUGCUUUCAGCAAAGCCGUCAACCUUCUCAACUGUGAUAUUAUGAUGUACAUACUCAGAACCAUAUUUGAGCGGGCAAUCAACACAGAAUCUAACCUGUGGACAGAAGGGAUGCUCCAAAUGGCAUUUCAUCUUCUGGCAUUAGGCUUACUAGAAGAGCAGCAGCAGCUUCAAAAAGCUCCUGAAGAAGAAGUGACAUUUGACUUUUAUCAUAAAGCUUCAAGAUUGGGAAGUUCAGCCUUGAAUGCUCAGAAUGUACAAAUGCUUUUGGAAAAGCUCAAAGGAAUACCCCAGCUGGAAGGUCAGAAGGACAUGAUAACAUGGAUACUCCAGAUGUUUGACACAGUGAAGCGACUGAGAGAAAAAUCUUGUUUAAUGGUAGCAACUACUUCAGGAUUUGACUCCAGUAAGAAUGACGAGAUUACUCAGGAUAAAGAAAAAGCAGAACGAAAAAGAAAAGCCGAAGCUGCUAGGCUACACCGCCAGAAGAUCAUGGCUCAGAUGUCUGCCUUACAGAAAAACUUUAUCGAAACUCACAAACUAAUGUAUGACAAUACAUCAGAAAUACCUGGGAAGGAGGACUCCGUUAUGGAAGAAGAAAGCAUCCCAGCAGUCAGCGACUACUCUAGGAUUUCUUUGGGUCCUAAACGGGGGCCAACUGUUACUGAAAAGGAGGUGCUGACAUGCAUCCUCUGCCAGGAAGAACAAGAGGUGAAAAUAGAAAAUAAUGCUAUGGUAUUAUCAGCCUGCGUCCAGAAAUCCACUGCCUUGACCCAGCGCAGGGGAAAACCCCUAGACCUCUCAGUAGAAACCAUGGACCCACUCUUCAUGGAUCCAGACUUGGCCUAUGGAACUUACACAGGAAGCUGUGGGCAUGUCAUGCAUGCCGUGUGCUGGCAGAAGUAUUUUGAAGCUGUGCAGCUGAGCUCUCAGCAGCGCAUUCAUGUUGAUCUUUUUGACUUGGAGAGUGGAGAAUAUCUUUGCCCUCUUUGCAAGUCUCUGUGCAAUACUGUGAUCCCUCUUAUUCCCUUGCAACCUCAGAAGAUAAACAGUGAAAAUGCAGAAGCUCUGGCUCAACUUUUGACCUUGGCACAGUGGAUACAGACUGUUCUCGCCAGAAUAUCAGGUUAUAAUGUGAAACACACUAAAGGAGAAAGCCCAACCAUUCCUGUCUUAUUUAAUCAAGGAAUGGGCGAUUCCACUUUUGAGUUUCAUUCCAUCCUGAGUUUUGGAGUUCAGUCAUCGAUUAAGUAUUCUAAUAGUAUCAAGGAAAUGGUGGUUCUCUUUGCCACAACAAUUUAUAGAAUUGGACUGAAAGUGCCUCCUGAUGAAAUGGAUCCUCGAGUCCCUGUGAUGACCUGGAGCACAUGUGCUUUCACUAUUCAAGCAAUUGAAAACCUAUUGGAAGAUGAAGGAAAACCUCUGUUUGGAGCACUUCAAAAUAGGCAGUUCUCAGAUCUUAAAGUUAUUCUUCCAAACCUAAAAUCAGAAGAAACACCAUGCCUUUUGUCUAUAGAUCUGUUUCAUGUUUUGGUAGGUACUGUGUUAGCAUUCCCGUCCUUGUACUGGGAUGACACUGUUGAUCUGCAGCCUUCAUCAAUUAGUUCUUCCUAUAACCACCUUUAUCUCUUCCAUUUGAUCACCAUGGCACACAUGCUUCAGAUACUUCUUACAAUGGAUACAGGCCUCCCUCUGGCCCCAGUUGAAGAAGACAGUGAAGAGGCUCAUUCUGCAUCCUCUUUCCUUGCAGAAGUUUCACAAUAUACAAAUGGCUGCGUUGGGUAUAGUACUCCUGGCUGGUAUUUGUGGGUCGCAUUGAAGAAUGGCAUUACUCCUUACCUUCGCUGCGCCGCGCUCUUCUUUCACUACUUACUUGGGGUAACUCCGCCUGAAGAACUGCUUACCAAUUCUGCAGAAGGAGAGUACAGUGCAUUAUGUAGCUAUCUAUCUUUACCUACAAAUUUGUUCCUGCUUUUCCAGGAAUAUUGGGAUACUGUAAAACCUUUGCUUCAGAGGUGGUGCGCUGAUCCUAUCUUACUCAACUGUUUACAGCAGAAAAGCACUGUGGUCAGGUACCCUAGAAAAAGAAACAGUUUGAUAGAGCUUCCUGAUGACUACAGCUGCCUCCUAAAUCAAGCUUCUCAUUUCAGGUGUCCACGGUCUGCGGAUGAUGAACGAAAGCAUCCGGUUCUCUGUCUUUUCUGUGGGACCAUCCUGUGCUCUCAGAACAUUUGCUGCCAAGAAAUUGUGAAUGGGGAAGAGGUUGGAGCUUGCAUUUUUCAUGCACUUCACUGUGGAGCAGGAGUCUGCAUUUUCUUGAAAAUCAGGGAGUGCAGAGUGGUCCUGGUUGAAGGAAAAGCCCGAGGCUGUGCCUAUCCAGCCCCUUACUUGGAUGAAUAUGGAGAAACAGACCCUGGGCUAAAGAGGGGCAAUCCCCUUCAUUUAUCUCGUGAGCGAUAUCGGAAGCUCCAUCUGGUCUGGCAGCAACACUGCAUUAUAGAAGAGAUUGCCAGGAGUCAGGAAACGAACCAGAUGUUAUUUGGAUUCAACUGGCAGUUGCUGUGAGCGCCAACUCUGCCUCAAGACAAUCACGAAUGACAACAGUAAUAAAGACAGAUUUUAAAUUAUGGAGAACUUUCUGAGGGCUGGGGAAUUAUUGGAGGGUCUUUUGCUCCAUGUCCAGAUUCACGUACGUCAAUAAAAUAUUCCUUAAUGGAGUAUCACUUUCAAUUAGCAAACAUACAUUUCAAGGGAAAAAAGGACAGAUUAAUGUUUAAUGUUCUAGAACACUAAAGAAAUAAGUUUUCACCCCAAGCUAAUAUUUCCAAAAAAUGAUUCUCCUUAAUCUGUCCUAAUAUAUUUCAUUCCAUCCACCUGAUAAAUGAAGUCACAGCUAAGAAUUGUGGACAUUUUAUAUGUUGGUUAACUCAACACACAAUUUUGUAUUUGGUAUUUUCCUGAGCAUAGUUCAGCUAGCAUUGGAUCACUGAUGAUUCUGAUGUUAUAGUCUUCUUUGCAGCUAAAGGGGAAUUGCAGAAACCAUAAAAUACUUUUCAAUUUUGAAAGAUGCAUAAAAGUAAACGUAAUUCACUUUUAAGGAAAUAUCUGUAAAGCAUCACCUACUGCUUUAGCCAGAAAUUGAUCUAAAUAUCUUUAUGGAAAGAUUGUUAAUUCUGUGGUGUGAGAGUUUUUUUCCCACUGUGGACCUCAAAAAAUAAGAACAUUCAUCUUUCAUUCCUGAUGGCACAAAGACUAUAUAAUCCUCCCCUGUAUCUACAAAUGACUUGGUUGAGUUUCAAGUUGUAUUUUCAAUUUCUAAAAGCAAGUAUCUAAAGUGAGAUCUCUGACUUUCAGAAACCUGUAGCCAUUCUGAUAUGAACUACUUAUAGAAUAAGAAAUUUUCCCCAAAUUUUCCCCAAUUAGUAGAACAUAACUGUAAAUUGUAUGACGCCAGUUCUGCAACCUUCUAUGUCUUUGUGUAAACUUUUCAUAAACUCCAAUUUUAUGACUACUAUAAACCACCAAAAAAGCCAUGUGAUCAGUAGUCUAUGUCCAGUUACCUUGCUGUGGUUGAGCCAUUUUGUUUAUAAAUAGUAGUGCUCUCCUGAGUCUAUGACUUCUUGGUUCUUGAUUUUGACUUUUUGUAUCAAGACAUGUGUCAUAAUAGCAGACAAAAGAAAAACUGGACCCCUCCUUUUUACCUUCCAAUGUCUUGGGUAAUGUUAAAAGACUUUGAAAGAUACAAAGAUUGCCCCUUUCUUUGUCCUUCGCUGCUAUUGUCACAUAUAUGUGUAUAUGUUUUCCUACCCACUUGUAUUCAGCAGUCAUGCAAGUAUCAAUGUCUAACUAAGUGAUCAGUGAUGUACAUUUGGGGCUAGAUUGUUUUGUUUUAUGUGAAAAGUAAGGGAUUGACAUAAGCAGACAUCAGAGUCACAAUUAUGGUUUUCUACUUGGAUAAUUAUGACUCAAAGGCAAGAAUCAGGAAACAGAUACAACUCAAGUGAACAACUUGUAAGGAGAUUAACAAGUGAUAAUCAGAAAUUGUCACAUUUCGGGUGGGAAUGUGGCUUAGUGGUAGAGUGCUUGCCUAGCAUGCAUGAAGCCCUGGGUUCGAUUCCUCAGUAACAUAU
Messenger RNA from Dipodomys ordii (Ord's kangaroo rat), 6833 nucleotides. It is a transcript of the gene Ubr1, whose product is annotated as ubiquitin protein ligase E3 component n-recognin 1. Gene Ontology annotation, biological process: protein ubiquitination; ubiquitin-dependent protein catabolic process via the N-end rule pathway. Bases 88 to 5268 code for a protein of 1726 amino acids. Gene Ontology annotation, cellular component: ubiquitin ligase complex; cytoplasm. Lineage: Eukaryota; Metazoa; Chordata; Mammalia; Rodentia; Heteromyidae. The transcript is spliced from 47 exons. Gene Ontology annotation, molecular function: zinc ion binding; ubiquitin protein ligase activity. The record is from RefSeq and is a predicted model, not a curated record.